Messenger RNA from Acanthamoeba castellanii str. Neff, 1194 nucleotides. RefSeq names its product GATA zinc finger domain containing protein. The transcript has 7 exons. Gene Ontology annotation, molecular function: sequence-specific DNA binding; zinc ion binding. Lineage: Eukaryota; Discosea; Longamoebia; Acanthamoebidae. Gene Ontology annotation, biological process: regulation of DNA-templated transcription. The record is from RefSeq and is a predicted model, not a curated record. The coding region runs from base 1 to 1194 and encodes 397 amino acids.
AUGCAACACGCUGCCGGGGUCUAUGCGCAUCCUCAGCAUCAGCAAACCGCACACCUGAGUGGAGAUUUUGCGGGGGCGGGCCUCCCCAGCAUGCUGCUACCGCCCCAUCAAUCACCAGCCGCUAUGCCCGGCCCGCUUCAUCUUCCCUUCAAAUCAGCAUCACCACCACUGGGCGCGCGGCCUUCCCACCUGUCGGGUGGGUUCGCUCAUUCCAACGCUGCCACAAACAUGGACGAAAAUCGUUAUCGCUACCACGUCUAUGAGCGCGAGAGCACCUGGGCAGAGGUGGAAAAGCUGAGCGGCUACAUCUCUCGCUAUGCCGUUGCGGAAGCGGCGAGCGCCACUGACAUCUCCAAGGAGAAAUAUUAUGAUCUCUUCAACAUCGGCGUGCACUUGCUGAAAGCGAUUGAAACGCUUGACCCCGACCGGCUCGUGCUCAGAACAGAGCAGUUUGCCGGUUCGUUGUCAUCACCUCCGCAACGACCACUCGGGCAAGCACCCACGCAGGCAUACGGAACAGCAUCACACCAAGCAAUGACCUCCAACGCCUCGUUGCCACUGACUGCUGGAACCAGCCCACCUUUUCCACAGCCUCGAUCCAUGUCCCCACACAUGCACUCCUCCAACCCAGCAGACUCGCCUAACUUCCCGAAUCGCUACAUGCUCGAGCCUGGCGGCGGGGGUCUGGCCAAGGUGCCUCCGACGGUGCCCAUGGGCGGCAUCGCCCGUUACAACCAAUCGAUCGUGUCCGGGAUGCUGUCCAUGGGCCAACCAAUGGCGGGGCAGCCACCCGCGGUACCGUUCGGUAAGCAACCUAUCGAGCCUGAGCUUCAGCCCGCGGCACAGCAGGACAACCUGAUGAGCGCAGAAGCAGGCGACAACCCCAGCGGCAGCGGCAGCGGCAGGAAAAAGAGGCGACGAAAGGUGCAACGCCGAGAUCUGCAUUGCCAUGUGUGCGGAGUGACAGAUACGCCUGAAUGGCGACGCGGUCCGGAUGGUGACCACACAUUAUGCAACGCUUGUGGCCUGCACUACGCAAAAGCGCUCAAGAAGGAGAAGGAGGCACGGGAGAAGGAGGGACGAAAGCAUAGCAUAGACAUGCUGCUCAACAAUCAGGGACGAGAAAACGCGCGACAUGGCACGGAUAGCAAAACAACCAGCAACGUUGGUGACACCAACAGCGAACUGAGCUGA